Amoebophrya sp. A25 is the source of this 666-nucleotide messenger RNA. NCBI's taxonomy places the organism in Eukaryota, Dinophyceae, Syndiniales, Amoebophryaceae. The record is from the annotation of a GenBank genome assembly.
GUGAAGGGUACUCUACUCCUAUCUUCUAUCACUAUCUUCUAGUCAUCAUCUUCAACAUAUGAAAAUUCUACCUCUACGAAGUUGUAAUAUUUGCUUCGGCUUUAUUUGCUGUAGUUUGUGUUUGUUCUCACGAUUGACUUCUCAUUACCCAACAGGUUUUUCGAGUUCAUAAAGAUUCAUAAGUCUUUACCUCGCUAUUCCACAAAAGUAGUCUAUCCCACCUCGUUAUUGUUCCCUCCCGACUACGUAUUCCCCAAGUUAGUACUAACAGCCGGCAAUAACUCGUAUCAGCCUUCAACAUAAUGAUAAUUUGCUUAUCAUUUUUUCGUUCCGCUUUUAAAACUUGAAGCAUAGGCUUAAAAAAUGGCGGCCUUUACCAAUGACGAGCUAUACCAGUGGUAUACUAGCUAUACCAGCGAUAUCAAGCAUGAGGUGAGCGACAUGGUGGAAGACUACAGUACGACGGCAUCGAGCGGCGAAGAGCAAGAGGAGAGCCAGCCCCGCAAGAAGUUCCCACCCCCGCAGGUGUUCAGCCAGGAGUGGACGAGGCGGCGCCGCUGGUGGAGAUUUUUGACAUCACGGAGGGCGGUGAGAAGGAGGACGCGGACGGACCAGCGGCGCCGCCGGCUUGGGCCUGGCCUGGGGACUUGUUCAUGGCUUUCUUGA